GUUGAUCAAUCGAAGCUUUUUCUUUCAAUCUCAUAAAGUUGGUUCAAUAGUUUGUUGGUAUUACAGGUAGCAGAUGUUUUUGAACAACUGAUACUUUGAGUCAGGCUUGAAUGAAUAUAAACACAUCAGUUACAUUUAUAAAUCAAAACAGAGUUUACACAACCAAGGGAUUUAACUAUAAAAUUAAAUACAUCAAAAUUAUCUGUUUCUCAAAAGUUUGAAGGACACAAUGGACAUGGACUUUGAUUUUGAGUUCCCCUAAACGAAGCAACAAAAGAACAUCCAUAAAAACUCAUCAUUUGGAAACGGCUUCGCAUGGUUGCAUCCAAAGACAUACUCUUGUCAAUGAAUAAAAGGUCUCCUCACAAUUAUCCAAUUUGCCAUAAAAUACUGAAACCAAAAACAGCAUACCAUUGCUUGUCUACAAAUUAAACACCAUCAAUGGAAUAUUAUUUCAUUCCAAAUAAAAAAAAAUGCUUACAGAGUCAUGUCAAACAAUUUUAUUUCCAAUUUUCCUUUUUUCAAAAUUUUUUAUUGCAAAACAAAUCGGUUUCUAAUGAUUUGUUGAAAGCCAGUUUGCCUGGAGACAAAACAUUUUCACAAAAAUUAUGAACUGAAUUGAGUUUGAUUCUGAGAUUUAUAACUGGACGCAAACAAACAAAAAUUUCUUGGACUGAUAAUUCUGAACUUUAGUGAUUUUAGUACAAUUAUUACUCCUUUUUUGAAAAAAUCUUUCCGCUGUUUCUGACAUUGUAUCAAAUUGACGUAAAUUUGACCUAAAACGAAAAAAAUCUAAAUUAUAAUCCAGAAGAUAUUAGCAAAAUCGAAUCUGGCACCAGCGAGCAAACUUCAGUCGCUGCUCCCUCCCCCGCCCAGUGGCACGCUCAGCAACCCCGGCAGUCCCGGCAGCUCCCCGAAGAGGACCUUCAAGCAAAGUUGUGGAAAUAUUGAGCCCCUGUUUUGGUGGCAGCCACCCGUCGUGAACAGCCAAUUCGUCGUAUCACUUUUGGCAGAUGGUAGUCAAAUAAGUGUCCCUCAAACUAGCUGUGCCGCAUGUCGCAUAUUUUACAGAUCUCUCACGAAGACAGACACCAAACUAAACAAUCAUUUGGAUGAAAACGAAGAAACCCGGGAGCAAGAAUUUUCGACAAUUAGAAACAGCGGCAGCACAAACAAUCUGUCAACAUCACAUUCUACAUCACAACAACACCAGCAACAUCAGGGCGCUAACUUAUUAACUAGCAAUAAUACUAACCAAAGUUCUUCUCAGUCAUCUUUGAAUCGUCUGUUGGUGACUCAGAAUUUGGUGGGUGGGGGAAACAACUCGAACAGUAGGGGGAGCCUGUCUCAUUCUCCCAGCAACUCCCUGCACAAUUUGGUCUUCAGUAAAACUCACCUCUUGAGAAACAACAAGGGCUCGACUCAACACCAUUGGCGUAAAUCGAUAGUGCACAACGGAGGCUACGUGCCCCUCUCCCUUGAGGAGGAUCUGUUCCCCCCUGAGUUGGAAGUGAGUCCCGAGAGGACUGCGGUGGGGGAGUUGGCGCAAUACUCACUCCAACAAGACGACCACAACUACUUGGAAAUCAGGGAAGAGAUAGCCCUAGACAAAUUAUUCCACUCCAAACUAUCACUAUCAAUGCUGAUUGGAGAGAAAAAGAAAGAGACUCUGGCUCACAUGCACCUCAAGAUUCAAAGAGAGCUGAACGAACUCAACAAACAACAACCAUCUCCAAGACAGCAGAAUACAAACGCAAAUAGCAGCAAAAAUGAAGCAGGAGGGGACUGUACUAGUGAAAGAGGAGGCUCUAGACGGAAAAGCAAAGAUGCAGUGCGCAGUUCUAGCUUCGAUGACUAUAAUUUCAUAGGAAAUGGUGAAGCUCCUGCGUUGCGGUAUUUGAGAAAUUCCAAUUCAGAAAAUGCCAAUCAAGAAAACCCGCUUUCUGCAGAUGCCCUCAAGUUCAACAUGGUGCUUCAGUCAUCCCUCGGCGAGAGGGAGCGUCAAAGUCAUCACAUAGUAAUCCCAUCUUGUGACCCCCAACAGGAGAGGGGAGGGGCACAAAGGGCAGGGGCAGAUGCAGGAGGGGGAGCACUCAGUCAGAGGGGACAACAGGGCUCCAAGGGGACGGAAUCAGUUCACCCGUUGACUCCAGUCAGUUCCAGGAACAGCUCAACAUCCACUAGGAAGGCGCUCGAACAAUCGCAGGAAAAACUGUUCGCGUACUCGGGCAAAGUGAUGCAGGCGAAGCAGGAGGCGGAGGAGAGGACGAGACAGAUCUUGGAGAAGUUGGAGAGGAAGAUAGACGACCUGCAGUUGAGUGAACACACACGCAACAUACAACAGGGACUCAGUAAUCUUCCCCUGCACUCAAAUCAUCACACAAGUCACUCCCAACAUACUAGCAGCAGCAGCAGUAGCAGCAGCAGACAAUGGACGCAUAGUCGAGGCAAUAAAAAAAGCAAAAGCUAUCAGCAUCACCGGGAUUUGAACCCUAUCCUGCGGAGUAGCAGUCGGGGUCAGAAUGCGCUGUUGCCGAACACGUGGACUCCGAAUGUGAUGGAGGUGUCUGCAGCCACUGGAAGAGGAGCUACUAGUUCUUGCACUAACAUCAGCGAAACAUAUAAGUUUCAUCCACGUGCGAAAAAACUGGUGCACCAUCGUGACGACAUCCUCAUGUACUCAAACCUUCUCACAGUUCCCCCCUGUUUCCAAGUGCCCCCCAUCGGCACCACGCCCUCCUACAGCUCCAGUCUAGCAGCAGUUGGCGGCAUGCAAUUCAAUUACAAUAUCAGCAACAACACAAUUACUAGUAGUAAUAAUACAGCCAGUGCGUUCUACAAUCGAAGUAGUCUGGUGUCCAACUCCUCUGAUCGAGUCCUCCGAGGAACUGUCGAGUACACGAACUCAAUCACAUCCAGUGCUGUGAAACUCGGCAAAUCCUCCAAUGUAUAAUCGAAAAUAAUUAUUACUUUUAAUAUUUUUUAAUCAAUCAUGCGAUAUGUUUUUGAAGUG
Symsagittifera roscoffensis is the source of this 3013-nucleotide messenger RNA. RefSeq lists its product as uncharacterized. The coding region runs from base 1640 to 2953 and encodes 437 amino acids. The transcript has 10 exons. NCBI's taxonomy places the organism in Eukaryota, Metazoa, Xenacoelomorpha, Acoela, Convolutidae. The record is from RefSeq and is a predicted model, not a curated record.